CGGGAAAUAUGAAAUAUCACAUAACAAAACUCAAAGUAAUAAAAGCUUAUGAACAAGGGAGCAAGCUUAAAAGAAAAACAUACACUACACUUUUGUUCAAACAAAUCGCUCCACCGCACUUUCUUUGUAGCUCACUAGCUGUGUAGGCUUGACAAAUGGGAAAAGAUUCAGGAUCAUCUUCUGGUUUUAUUAACAAGAAUGAAGUGUUAGAUGUUAAGCCAUUGCGAACCAUAUAUCCCGUAUUCCCAAAGCAAUCCGGUAAUCCAUCACUAACAGGAUCUUCCUCACCCGGUGUCACACCGUUUUACCCUUUUUUGGUUCAAAAGGAGUCUAAAGGACCAAAACCUAAUCAAGCAGGGCCUUCCACUUUUGACAAGACAUUACUAUCACCAGUGCCACUAAAUUCUUACAAAACUCCAUCCCAGUAUUCAGAUGGAGAUUCAGGACCAUCAAGAAGGGACAUCAGGAGUCAUAAAGGUGUAUCUGCACUCGAUGAUGGUUAUAGCAACUACCAUAAUCAGAGUGACCGGUUUGGAGAAGGUACCAGUAAGAAGCGAAAAGGAAAAACACCGAAAACAACUGCUGUAGUUGAUCGCUCAGCUUCAGUGGAUGUAGACGACAUUGUUGCCAAAUCUUUGAAAGAGUUUAAACUUAUUGACUUGGAACCUGCACAACAAACUGAUGGGAACAAGGAGUUAAUUGAUCAGAUACUCAUGGUUUAUAAUUUGUUGCGGAGAAGGAUUAUUCAACUUGAAGAAUCCAGGGGAGAUAAUCCCAAGUUUACAAGACGUCCAGACAUGACGGCAGGACAAAUGCUGAUGAGGAAAGGUAUUCGGACAAAUAAAAGGAAGAUAAUUGGAGCUGUACCUGGGAUCGAAGUUGGUGAUGUUUUCUUUUUCAGGAUGGAAAUGUCUCUUGCAGGUUUGCAUGCUCCAGUUAUGGCUGGGAUAGAUUACAUGGGUGUGCACAUGAGUGGUUUGGAAGAACCUUUGGCUCUGAGCAUCGUUUCAUCUGAAGUAUAUGGAGAUGUAGAUGAAGACGGGGAUGUCUUGAUUUACAGUGGACAAGGUGGAGUUGAUAGGAAAGAUGGAAAAGUGGCUGAUCAAAAGCUGGAAAGAGGUAAUCUUGCUCUGGAGACAAGCAUGCAUAGAGGUAAUGAGGUAAGAGUUAUAAGGGGUCUGAAAGAUAUUGCUAAUGCAACCGGAAAAGUAUAUGUGUAUGAUGGCCUGUACAAGAUCCAUGAGUCAUGGAAGGAGGAAGGGAAGGGUGGAUGCAAUGUUUUUAAGUACAAGCUUGUUAGAAUACCCAAGCAGCCUAAAGCUUUUACUCUAUGGAAAUCAAUUGAGCUGUGGAAGGAUGGUGUUACUUCAAGAACCGGUAUGAUCUUGCCUGACCUUACUUCAGGAAAAGAAAUUCUGCCAGUUUGUCUUGUAAAUGAGGUGGAUAAUGAAAGGGGUCCUGCUUACUUUACAUAUACACCUUUCCUCAAAUAUGAAAAACCAUUUAAUUUACCAAAGCCUUCACCGAGCUGCACCUGUAGAGGUGGAUGCCAACCUGGGGACAUUAAGUGUCCUUGUAUUCAAAUAAAUGAAGGUUUUAUUCCGUACGUUUCUCCUGGGGUUCUUGUGAGUCGCAAAACAAUGAUACAUGAGUGUGGUUCUUCUUGCUUAUGCCCUCUUACUUGCCGAAAUCGUGUGUCUCAAGCCGGUUUAAAAGUCCAUCUGGAGGUGUUUAAAACAAAGAAUAAAGGUUGGGGGCUUAGGUCUUGGGAUCCAAUCCGCUCCGGACAGUUUAUUUGUGUGUACGGUGGAGAGGCAAUUGAUACAUCCAAAACAAUGGAACUUCGUGGUGAGGAAGAUAAUUAUUAUAUAUUUGACUCCACUCGUGCAUAUCCUUCAGUAGAAUGUUUCCCGGAUGGUCAUGCUGAAGUCCCUCUUCCCCUUGUUAUAAAUGCAUAUAGGUCUGGUAAUGUUGCUCGUUUUAUGAACCACAGCUGUUCGCCAAAUGUGUUUUGGCAGCCAGUUGUAAGAGAAAAUUACAAUGAAGCAUAUGCUGAUAUUGCCUUCUAUGCAUUUGGACACAUUUCUCCUCUGCAAGAGUUGACAUUCGAUUAUGGUAUGGUCCAGGAAAACACACAGAUGAAGAAAAGUUGCCUAUGUGGUUCUUCUGAAUGCAGAGGUUUUUUCUAUUGAACUACAUGGAGCUGUUGCUAAAGCUGCCUACAAUAAAAGGCAGGUGGUAAUAAAACAUUUAUGGAUGCAUCUCCUCUCUGUCUGCACACAACCAGAAGCUGUUAUGUAGCUAGGAGGACCAUGAUGUUGUCGAAUGCAGCAGAAAUGUGAACUUCUGUGGGUGUUAAAAUUUUAGAUUGUAUAAUGAACUCUUGCUGGGGCAUACUUUUGUUUUUGUUAAAAUGCAUAGUGUGGUUCCAGGCUGCAGCACAGGUCAAUGCAGUAGUAGGUGACAGUAGUUUUCCCCUUUACUCUUCACCUGUUUUUUGCAAAAUCUCACUUUAUGAAUUUGUAAAAUCUUUUGCUGAUGGUAAAUUCCGAUUGAUGUGUC
Molecule: messenger RNA, 2562 nt
Organism: Daucus carota subsp. sativus
Lineage: Eukaryota; Viridiplantae; Streptophyta; Magnoliopsida; Apiales; Apiaceae
Product: histone-lysine N-methyltransferase, H3 lysine-9 specific SUVH1
Exons: 3
Coding region: 156-2192 (678 amino acids)
Cellular component (GO): nucleus
Molecular function (GO): double-stranded DNA binding; zinc ion binding; histone methyltransferase activity
Source: RefSeq, a predicted model, not a curated record